Jaculus jaculus (lesser Egyptian jerboa) is the source of this 1922-nucleotide messenger RNA. RefSeq names its product zinc finger protein 354B. The coding region runs from base 69 to 1865 and encodes 598 amino acids. Gene Ontology annotation, molecular function: RNA polymerase II cis-regulatory region sequence-specific DNA binding; DNA-binding transcription factor activity, RNA polymerase II-specific. The transcript is spliced from 5 exons. The record is from RefSeq and is a predicted model, not a curated record. Gene Ontology annotation, biological process: regulation of DNA-templated transcription. NCBI's taxonomy places the organism in Eukaryota, Metazoa, Chordata, Mammalia, Rodentia, Dipodidae.
CCGAGCCCGAGCCCGGAGAUCCGCUUUCGGGAGGGCGCGCCCGGCGCGGGAGAGCCCAGGACGAGGACAUGGCCCCCGAGCCCCGGGAAGCAAGGCCUCAGGUGUCGGUGACAUUUGAAGACGUGGCUGUGCUUUUCACCCGGGAUGAGUGGAGAAAGCUGGAUCCUUCUCAGAGAAGCCUGUACAGGGAGGUGAUGCUGGAGAACUAUAGUAACCUGACCUCACUGGGUUUCCCAUUUACCAAACCAAAGAUGAUCUCCGUGUUACAGCAAGGAGAAGAACCCUGGAAGGCAGAGAGAGAAGGUCCUGGAAGCUCCUUUCUUGGAUGUAAAAGUACUCUUCAAACCAUAAAACCAACUCAGACUAAAGAGUCUUUUCAGGGACUGAUGAAAGAAAGACUCACAAAGGAUGAGCCUUGGGAUGCCACAUCAGAAAAACUCUACAGAUCUGACAGCCAUUUAAGGAACCAAGACAAAAGUGAAACUUUACAAAUAAUUUCAAUCACCCGUAUGAAAAUACUUACUGUAGACAGAUGCCACAAAAAUUUUGAAUUUGGCCCAAACUUCAACCUUAAAUCAGUUGUUAAGAAACAAAGUGUUAGAGGAAUAACACAAAAAAGUAGCUUGAAGGAGAACUCAAAUUCACUUAACCAACCAAAAAUGAAGACAGUAGAAAAACGCUAUAAAUGUAACAAUUGUGAAAAAGCUUUUAUUCACAAUUCAUCCCUUCGUAAGCAUCUGAAAAAUCACACUGGAGAGAAACUAUUUCAAUGUAAAGAAUGCUUGAAAGCUUUUAGCCAAAGUUCAGCUCUUAUUCAGCAUCAAAGGACCCACACUGGGGAGAAACCCUACAUAUGUAAAGAAUGUGGGAAAGCCUUUAGCCAUAGUGCAUCCCUUUGUAAGCACCUAAGGACCCAUACUUUGGAGAAAUCCUAUACAUGUAAAGAAUGUGGAAAAUCCUUUAGCCGAAGGUCUGAUCUUUUUUUACAUCAAAAAAUCCAUGCUCGAGAAAAUCCACAUAAAUAUAACCCAGGUAGGAAGGCAUCACUUUCAGGAUGUCAGAGGGUUCAUUCCAGAAAGAAGACCUACUUGUGUGACGAAUGUGGCAACACCUUUAAGUCCAGCUCGUCCCUCCGUUACCAUCAGAGAAUUCACACUGGAGAGAAACCUUUCAAAUGCAGUGAAUGUGGAAGAGCCUUCAGUCAGAGUGCAUCACUUAUUCAGCAUGAGCGAAUUCACACUGGAGAAAAGCCCUACAGGUGUAGUCAGUGUGGAAAAGGCUUCACUUCUGUUUCACGACUCAACAGACACCGAAUAAUUCAUACAGGAGAGAAAUUGUUUAAUUGUAGUGAAUGUGGCAAAGCCUUAAGUUCCCACUCAACGCUUAUUAUUCAUGAGAGAAUUCACACUGGGGAGAAACCAUGUAAAUGUAAAGUGUGUGGGAAAGCCUUCAGACAAAGUUCAGCACUCAUCCAACAUAAGAGGAUGCACACUGGAGAAAGACCCUAUAAGUGUAGUGAGUGUGGGAAAACAUUUAGGUGUAACUCGUCCCUUAGUAAUCAUCAGAGAAUUCAUACUGGAGAGAAACCAUUCCGAUGUGAAGAAUGUGGGAUGUCAUUUGGUCAAAGCGCAGCUCUUAUUCAACAUCAGAGAAUUCAUACGGGGGAGAAGCCCUUUAAGUGUAAUACAUGUGGGAAAAGUUUUAGACAGAGCUCCUCACUUAUCGCACAUCAGCGCAUCCAUACUGGAGAGAAACCCUAUGAGUGUAACAUAUGUGGGAAACCCUUCAGCCAGAGAUCCUCCCUCACCAGUCAUUAUAAGAUUCAUCUUGAAGAGGUCCCCUUCAGUGCAGAGCUGCAUAUGUGAAUGCCUUUAACCAAAGCUCACCAGAGAACACACACUUGCGAUCAUUUUUACUAAAUA